AUGCGCUGGUCGGAGGAGAGUGGUUGCUACAAAGAAGCAUGGCUGGAGCAACCCGCUGUCGGUCAACAACAGGCUCAAAAAGCUUCAAAGACGCGAUAUUUCUUCCAAAUCCAAUCGUGCCUCUACAAUCACGAAAUCUCUCCACCGUUUUCGCAAUUUCCGCUUGACGAUAGUCACUUUCCCAUCCUACCCUCUAUUCUUCUUCAGUUCUCUUCAAUUCAGCUAGUUUCCACUACUAUGCAGCUAAAAUUAUCUAAAAUUAAAGAGGUUGAUGCGAUGUAUGAUGAAGAUUUGCUAUGGAAAAUAACACUUGAUUAUGCUAACCUCACUAAAAUGCAGAUCAAUAAGAAUAGAGUAUACAUACAAAGAGGGAAACCUGAUGAAAGGUUUCCUCUUUUCGAGCCCGAAUCCUUAAAGUGGCCCGGGUUUGUGGAGUUUGAUGAUAUAAAUGAAAAGGUGCUUACCUACUCUACACAAGAUAGGUGA
Lactuca virosa is the source of this 486-nucleotide messenger RNA. Lineage: Eukaryota; Viridiplantae; Streptophyta; Magnoliopsida; Asterales; Asteraceae. The record is from the annotation of a GenBank genome assembly.